CAGCGCAGGUGACGUACUUCCUGAUCAUUUGACAACAUUCACGGUAUUCUCUUGUCGAAAACAAACAUGUAAUAUCUACAUUGACACAGCGAGGAUCGUGUCCGUUGUGAAGCAGACUAUUUAUUGGAAACAUUGAGGUGAACAGAAGAAAAAAAGGAAACGGCUGAUUUGCCGAUGGACGUAUUAUUGCGCGUUUUGUUGUGCAACCGUAGUGCUGUUUUGCUUCAUCAGUGGAAAUGAGUGUGGACAUGUAGCUAAUGUCUGUAAAAUAUCUCUGACUUCUCUUAUGUAAUAGUGUGUUGUUAACUCAGAGAGAGGUCGCACACCCUUCAGGCCUUAUUGUGUGUUUUCUACUUUGAAACAUCAGCAGGGUUUUUUUUUUAUUAGUUUGCUAAGAAGUAACGUUACUAUAAGAGUUAGCACAGGCGUGACGUUACAAUGAGCUUCUUUAGUUUUGGACAAACUGCAGAAAUUGAUGUAGUCCUGAAUGACGCUGAGACGAGGAAGAAGGCUGAACACAAGACUGAAGAUGGAAAGAAAGACAAAUACUUUCUUUUCUAUGAUGGCGAAACUGUCAGUGGAAAGGUGAAUGUCACACUGAAGAACCCCGGGAAGAGGCUAGAGCACCAAGGGAUCAAAAUUGAAUUUGUUGGACAAAUAGAGCUGUAUUAUGACAGAGGAAACCAUCAUGAGUUUGUUUCCCUGGUGAAAGACCUCGCCAGACCUGGUGAAAUAACUCAGUCUCAGACCUUUGACUUCGAGUUCACUCAUGUUGAAAAACCUUACGAGUCCUACACAGGCCAGAAUGUUAAGCUAAGAUACUUUCUUCGCGCUACGGUGAUCAGAAGACUAAAUGACAUCAGUAAAGAGAUGGACAUCGUCGUCCACACGUUGAGCACUUACCCUGAACUCAACUCCUCCAUUAAAAUGGAAGUUGGAAUUGAGGAUUGUCUCCACAUUGAGUUUGAGUAUAACAAAUCCAAGUACCAUCUGAAAGAUGUUAUUGUUGGAAAAAUCUAUUUUCUGCUGGUGAGGAUUAAGAUAAAACACAUGGAGAUUGACAUAAUCAAACGUGAGACAACAGGCACCGGCCCCAGCGUAUACCAUGAAAAUGACACUAUUGCCAAGUACGAGAUCAUGGACGGAGCACCAGUCAGGGGAGAGUCCAUUCCCAUCCGGUUAUUCCUGGCUGGCUAUGAUCUGACUCCCACCAUGCGAGACAUCAACAAGAAGUUCUCUGUGCGCUACUACCUGAACCUGGUGCUGAUUGAUGAGGAGGAGAGACGCUACUUCAAACAGCAGGAAAUCACACUGUGGAGGAAAGGGGACGUGGUGAGGAAGAGCAUGUCUCACCAGGCCGCCAUCGCCUCUCAGAGGUACGAGGGCUCGGCCGCUUCGGAGAGCGCACUGGAAAAGAUUGCAAAGGAGGAAAGCGGGUAGAGCCGCUGCCCUCCUGUCUCCUCUCACAAGACUCAUCAGCGUCUGCGUUGGAGUGGCGGAGGUACCUGUCUACUGUACAACAUCUGGUGGUGCAGCUGUUUUCUUUGUAGCCGCUGCUGGUAAAGGGAGGAAGAAGGGAAACCGAUUUACAGUAAACAGUAUGUGAACAAUGAAAAAGAACAGUUUGCAUGAGGCAUUAAAAGUGGCUUCAGCCUGCUGGUCUUGUCCUUCCUCAUUAAUGCAUUUUUUUUUUUUCUUCUUGGGAAUCAAACUAAUCACCUGUCACGGUAUCCGCUGUGUAAAAUCUUUUGCAUUAAAUUUUUAAGCUAUCACCCUUCUGUUUGUUACAUUCUAACGCUUUUGGGAUAAAUUGAUUUCUAAUCUCUUAAUUAAUGCAACUAAACUGUCAUGAAUUUUCAACUAAAUGUAUCUCCAACAUUCCAUGUUUAAUGAACGCAUUCCUAACAUUGUUGUAAGGUCAAGAAAUCUGAAAUAACUUUGCACUGCUAUAUCUUGUUCAACAGUUUUCUCUUUGUGUUUGUGUGUGUUUGCACAAAUAAUAGUGGACAUGGGAACUGGAAUUAAAUCUUUUUUUUUCUUUUUUUUAGCGAGAGGGCUCAAGUAUUAUCCCACACAUUUUCCUUAGAUCUGUAAAUAAGACCAGCUAAAACCAGUUAUCCUGUUCCAGUUUGUGUACAUCGAUUAUACAGUACACGGUGCCACAAAAUGACCUUUCGUGAUCGUACGCUUUACCUCAGCAUUCCAGUGGUGUUAGGAAAGGAUGUCAAAGUGUUUGUAUUAAUAAGGUCUGAUAGUAUGAAGUCCUCUGUAUCUUCUCUAUUAGAGACUUGAAAGUUGUGCCUAAGUGUAUCAUGCAAAUGAAAUCCUCCUGCCUCUAACAUGAUUUUAGUCUUUUAACCAGAGAAAAGUUGCAGUAGAACUAUCUAUCUUUUGCAAAAUGCUUAUCAAGUAUUCCUUGUCCCUGAAAGUCAAAUAAAUUGAUGCCAAAUGG
Messenger RNA from Thunnus maccoyii (southern bluefin tuna), 2452 nucleotides. It is a transcript of the gene vps26b, whose product is annotated as VPS26, retromer complex component B. Gene Ontology annotation, cellular component: endosome; retromer complex. The coding region runs from base 439 to 1440 and encodes 333 amino acids. The transcript is spliced from 6 exons. The record is from RefSeq and is a predicted model, not a curated record. Gene Ontology annotation, biological process: intracellular protein transport; retrograde transport, endosome to Golgi. Lineage: Eukaryota; Metazoa; Chordata; Actinopteri; Scombriformes; Scombridae.